CAGCACUCCGGGCGACUAUUUUGAGGAUAAGCAGCUAAGAAGUUGAAUGGAUGGACUAAAAGGCUCACAUUUUCUCCAGAUGACAUGGCUCUACGGAGCGCAAAGGCUUGGCUAAAAACCACGCGUACGCGCGCCCAGGCCCGUGAAACAUGAAGAAGCUCUACACUUUAGAAAAAGAGUUAGGACGAGGCAGCUAUGGUGUGGUCUUUGAGGGUCAUAUAGCCAAAACAGGACAAAAGGUGGCUAUUAAGCGUCUGCCCUGCAGAGACCCGGAAUGCAUUGAACUCUAUUUGCAAGAACUGUGGGCCAUGAGAGCCACAGCCAAGAACCAUGUCAACAUUAUUGCACUCCAUAGCUGCCUCUUGCAGACAGGAGCGAGGAAUUUGAAACCCUUAAGAAACAGGAAGGUGCCUUUACAUCUAAUUGAAAGUGUGCUGAAAGGAAGAGUUCGUCAAGUUAGAGGUUCCCAGUCAAACCUUCGAAGGAGGACUAACUCUGUGUCCAGACUUGAAGACAGGACCAAUUCUCCUUCAUCAAACUCCACCUGCUCUCUAACUCCACAAAGACUUCCAAAAAGAGACAGAAAAAGGCUGUUCCAGGGAGUGGGCGAGCAGUCUGGAUCAAUGUGCUGCUCAGCCUUGUGGCUCGUAAUGGAGUACUGUGACGGAGGUGACUUAAAUCAGUACCUGCUUUCCAGGCCACUGGACACCCAUGCGAACCAUAGUGUGGUGCAGCAGCUCAGCAGUGCCGUAGCCUUCCUGCAUAAUCUCGGUAUAAUCCAUCGAGACCUAAAGCCUGACAAUGUGCUUGUCAGUGUUACACCGAGUGGUCCUAUUUUUAAGGUUGCUGACUUUGGUCUGAGCAAGAUGAGUGAGAGCCUAGGGGAUGGAAACCUGACCAGAAAGCACUUCUCUUCUACAUGUGGCUCAGACUUUUACAUGGCUCCAGAGGUUUGGGGUGGACUGACCUACACAGCUCAGGCAGACAUCUUCUCGCUUGGUGUGAUGUUUUGGGCCAUCCUGGAGAGAAUCACCUUCAUUGAGGAAGGUACCACACAGGAACAACUUGGUGCUUACGUGUGUAAGGGUCGCUGGUUGAUGCCUCUUGGUGAAGCUUUGUGGGAGAACGCUGAUCUCCAGCUGUGUAUUCCAAUGAAGUGGAAGAGAGCACGCCCGGUCGCAACCCCUCCCGGCCCAGAGACGUGUGGCCUGCUUUUCGACAUGCUCUCCUCAAACCCAGAUUCCCGGCCCACAGCGGACCAGCUGGAGUCCAGAGUGUGCAGCGCCCUGAAAGAGGACUCCCACUGAGACAAAGCACUCCUAAUUGCCACUGCCAGCGGAUGGAAACAUUUACCGUGGAGCCAACCGACUGUGACGUUUCCUCCAUGAGUAAAUAAUAGUGGAGAUAAGGUAAAGCAAGGCCUCCUCCAAUGAUUCAAGGUGAUUGCAGCCCUUGAAGUGGUUGCUUAGCUUUUCAUUAAAGAGUCUUGUUCUUGAUCAUUAUGGGCCAGCCUGUUUUGCAAAUACAGGUACAUUUUUUAGACAGGGAGUUCUCAUCCUUUGCAUAUUUGGGUAAUCUGAAAAUGGAUGUAAGAUUUCCAGUCAAGGUGCUUAUUGGAUUGAAUGGAGUCAGAGAUCCAACUUGUAAACAAAUGGCUGAAGGACAUUGUUCUGCGGGACUCCAUUUAUUUACUUUUUCACAACAAAGUAUGAAUAUAUCAGCAUUUAAUCGGCAAAUGUCCAGCCAGUAAGGAUUAUUUUGAAAAGGACUACUGUCGGCUGAUAAAGUCUUGUUUUUGGAUUAUGCUAGAAUAUAUUCAUCCUAUCUACAGUAUAUUUAAUAUCCCGAUUAAGAUCCAAUUUUCAAUUUGGUAACUCCCCAAUUUAUUCUUAAUAAAACGUU
Messenger RNA from Syngnathoides biaculeatus (alligator pipefish), 1902 nucleotides. RefSeq names its product Serine/threonine-protein kinase pdik1l-B-like. Bases 150 to 1307 code for a protein of 385 amino acids. Gene Ontology annotation, cellular component: cytoplasm; autophagosome. The transcript is spliced from 4 exons. Gene Ontology annotation, molecular function: ATP binding; protein serine/threonine kinase activity. Gene Ontology annotation, biological process: peptidyl-serine phosphorylation; autophagosome organization; positive regulation of autophagy. The record is from RefSeq and is a predicted model, not a curated record. NCBI's taxonomy places the organism in Eukaryota, Metazoa, Chordata, Actinopteri, Syngnathiformes, Syngnathidae.